Messenger RNA from Oncorhynchus kisutch (coho salmon), 3140 nucleotides. Its product is annotated as heparan-sulfate 6-O-sulfotransferase 3-B-like. Gene Ontology annotation, cellular component: membrane. The transcript is spliced from 2 exons. Bases 546 to 1880 code for a protein of 444 amino acids. The record is from RefSeq and is a predicted model, not a curated record. Gene Ontology annotation, molecular function: heparan sulfate 6-sulfotransferase activity. Lineage: Eukaryota; Metazoa; Chordata; Actinopteri; Salmoniformes; Salmonidae.
CACAGAUGAACAAUUGUUGUUGAGAUGUUGACUUGAAGAGCCAGCCUUAAGCGACACAAAAGUAUUAUUUAAAAACAUUGUUGUGGUGACGCAAAGGUUUAAAAUGAACAGUGGACUGGUUAGGCUAUAGAGAGAUGCAUGGGUAGUACGUGUGCGCCUGGUGGUUAUGCUACUAAUGACAGCGUGAUGCAUUUAUGCGAGCUUGCAGUCGCCGCCUCCGGACAGAGCCGUUGUCGAAGAAGAUGCUGAAUCAGCUGCGCGCUCGUGAGAUAGACUACCCCGGGUAGGCUUCAAAUUUCACAAAUGUCUCCUUUGCUUCUGACAAUAGAAGACGAUACAUUGGCAUAACGUUGGGAAUAGUUUAAAAAAAAAACAUUUUGCUGCUGGAAAUAAAUAGGCUGCCUGUCUAGAGAGAUGUUCAUCGCUCCAAAGGAGACAUCAAGUUUGACAACUGUAACCAUCUAGGCUACGAUGAAGCAGGGUGCACGAGGAGUUAGAGCAUUUGGUUUGGCUGGAGACUUUAUGUUACCGCUUAUAUCAAUGGCAUGACUAUUUCACCACGCACAAUGGAGGACAAAUCCAACAAACUCAUUUUGAUUCCGAUACUGGCCGUGGUCUUCUUGAUGAUAGGCUAUCAGUACCUUUGUCCAGCCGGCAGUAACUCUUGUCGCUUCCUAACUGGGGACAAGUUGAGUGGAAUGUUCCGCCAAUAUCACUCAGGGGACGACAUUUACGCGUACCAGGAAGGGCUGGAGUCGGAGGGUUCCUCAACAACUCUGUCCAAAUUCAAUUUUACUGACCGAGACCUUGAGCGACACGUGGAUUUCAACAUCAAAGGAGAUGACGUUAUAGUGUUCCUCCACAUCCAGAAGACCGGUGGGACUACUUUCGGACGGCACCUUGUCCGAAACAUUCACCUCGAACAGCCCUGUGAUUGUAUGCCAGGACAGAAGAAAUGUACCUGUCACCGCCCGGGCAAAGCGGAGUCCUGGCUUUUCUCCAGGUUCUCUACUGGCUGGAGUUGUGGUCUACAUGCGGACUGGACCGAGCUGACUAACUGCGUGCCUGUAGUGAUGAACAAGAAAGACAAGAAGGAUGCUCAGAGGGACCGACGGAACUUCUACUACAUCACCAUGCUAAGGGACCCUGUCUCCCGCUACCUGAGCGAGUGGAAGCACGUGCAGCGUGGUGCCACCUGGAAGACAGCCCUGCACAUGUGUGACGGCCGCUCUCCCACCCAGGAUGAACUGCCCGCCUGCUACAGUGGUGACGACUGGACCGGGGUCACGCUGACAAACUUCAUGGACUGCCCUUCCAACCUGGCCAACAACCGGCAGGUCCGCAUGCUGGCCGACCUCAGCCUGGUGGGCUGCUACAACGUCUCCACCAUCGGCGCCGAACGGGAGCGCGGCCGUGUCCUACUAGCCAGUGCCAAGAACAACCUCCGCAACAUGGCCUUCUACGGCCUGACCGAGUUCCAGCGCAAGACGCAGUACCUGUUUGAGCGGACGUUCGGCCUGCGCUUCAUCCAGGCUUUCACGCAGAUCAACAGCACGCGGGCGGCCAGCGUGGGGGUGGGGGAGGGGGCUCUGCGGCGGCGCAUCGAGGGGCUCAACGCCCUGGACGUGGAGCUGUACGAGUACGCCAAGGAGCUGUUCCUCCGGAGGUACCAGUACAGCCGCCAGACACAGCACCAGGAGCAGAGGCUGAGGAGGAGGCAGGAGAGGCAGGAGGAGAGGCAGCGGCUACACCAGCACACAGCCCCCAUCUCCAAAGCCAGGAGGGAGGAGGAGGAGAGGGAGAUAGAGGGGGUGGAAGGGGAGGAGGUGGGAGGUGUAGCCACCACAGAGGACUACAGCAGCCAGGUGGUGAGAUGGUGAGGCCGCAACACCCAUGCAAGGACUAGUACUUCCUGUCAGUUUCUCUCUCUCUCUAUCUUUCUCUCUCUCUCUCUCUCUCUCUCUCUCUCUCUCUCUCUCUCUCUCUCUGCCUUGGGCUGCCCAAUGGUGUCUUAAUCUUUCAAAUAGAUGUAUUUAUUAUUACUAUUUAUCAUGAUGUUGUCAACUUUUGUUUCUCCUCUCAUGCAGAGUUUAUUGUGUGUGUUCAUUUUCUAAUGCUUGUCUGUUCUUCAAAGUAGGUGAACAACUCUAGUGUCAAAUGGACAUUCUACAAGAUUUGAUCAGAAUCUCCAUGGGAGUGUACGUAAACAAAAUAAGCGCCUCAGGAUUCUUGAAAAGAAUGUGGUUCGCUUAGGGUUGCAAAGGGAGGGUAUAUUACUGGAAACUUUCGAAGUUUACCAGUAAACUACCAGGAUUUUGGUAGCUUUCUUUUUAUAUUUUAUCAGAUGGCAUCUACUGGCCAUUUUGGGUACUUCAGAUUAUCACAGGUGUCAGUAAUUAUCUGUGGCCCUCUAUGUGGCCUUAUCACAUGUAAAAUGUAUAAAAUAAUCAAGUAAGAUGAUUCUAAAAUAAGAAAUUAAAUGUAAAACCUGUAAAAUAUUAUCCUAAUAUAAAUCAUCAAUCAAAACCAUUGGUGUUUAAUAUGAGGGUUUCAGCAUUAAACACCUUUAUAUUUUUUUCACACGCUUUUAUUUAUUUAACUAUGUCUUUGUUGUAAAUGUUUUGGCGCCAAUGUGGUGGCAGUUGUGAAAAAAAGUCAAUAGUUGGAAGAGUUGCAGAGUAAGAUGAAAAUAAUGCCAUUCUUAAUUAGAUGCUUUUUUCAUUAAUUAGGCUAUUUUCUCUUGAACCAUAUGAUCUAUCCACUAGAAACUCAACAAUACGGACACAGAUAUAUAUUUGUUUUAUACAUAUAUGCAUAUAAAUAUUUUUAACGUUUAUUUGAGUAAAUUACCAAAGUUACCAAAGAUGACAUUUUAAUUACCAAAAUUACUGAAGAUUCCGUUAACCUAGCUUUACAACAUAGGACUUGCUCAUGAUUUCUAAAGUAAGAUAUGUUAGUAAAUAACACAAUAAAUUAUUCAUUAACCACCCUCCCAUACUUUGGUUAUUUAGGACAGGACUUGUAUUAGUUUACCUUGUAAGUUUGCUUUCCAACUAUGAGUUAGUAUGUACAGUAUGAUGGUAUUCAAGACAUUCACCUGUAGGAAACUUGUGCAUUAAAUGUACGCAGCAUACCACUGA